This is a messenger RNA of Patella vulgata (common limpet), 3021 nucleotides long. Its product is annotated as protein sprouty homolog 2. Gene Ontology annotation, cellular component: membrane; cytosol. Lineage: Eukaryota; Metazoa; Mollusca; Gastropoda; Patellidae. Gene Ontology annotation, biological process: negative regulation of MAP kinase activity; negative regulation of fibroblast growth factor receptor signaling pathway; negative regulation of Ras protein signal transduction. The transcript has 2 exons. Bases 367 to 1173 code for a protein of 268 amino acids. The record is from RefSeq and is a predicted model, not a curated record.
UAUCGUCGAGUCGAGUAGGUUGGUUGAUUUUAUGUUCGCUAGUGUUCGAGCUGGCUAUAUUAUGCGGCUGACAUCUCUGCCCGCGCGCUGCUUUCGAUUCAACUUGAACGAGUACAGGAAAAUUUCCAGCAACGGGACAAGAUUGUUUUUCUAAACUCACACUGAUGCUGUGUUUUAAAGAUUUUGUGAAGGCAGCGAGACAAUUUGACUUGAAAUGACAGUUAAAUGUUGCAGUUAUCGGACGUAACCGUGAGUGAAGCCAUUCGAUUUUCGUUUGAUCAGUUUUCUGAUGUUGACUUCAUGUCCAUGACAUUUUUGAAAAUGUGGAGUUAUGGAUAGACUGUUGGUGUUUUAGAAACAAAUAGUAUGCCUAUAGACACAACUGGAAUGAGAGCGACAACCAUCCGAGCUCUUCCACCUCCAGAUGCCCAAACCGGCACACAAGCCAUAACCUUGAACCAGGUGCGACCGGGCCCCAGGCCCCAAAAUGAAUAUGUGGACAGUCCUGGGCCCCACAAGUUACAUCCGUUAAAAAGUGUGACCCCUGCGAUUCAUCAUCAACAUGUGACGCAGCCACCUCGGAUAUGUUUACCGACGACCGUUCGGAAUAGCCGAUCAACACUUUCGAAUCCUAAUACUAAUAUUAUUUCGAAUCAGCCGACGUCGGUGUCGCCCCCACUAAAGAAGGAUAAUGGUGAUAAUGACGAUGGACACGCAGAGUCGAUUAUUUGUAAAAACUGUGGGUUAUGUCGCUGUGCUGCGUGCACGGAGCCACGGGAGCUACCAUCACGCUGGUGCUGUGGAGAUAAAUGUGAAUUGUCCGCAGAAAAGGCCCUAGAAUACUCGACGUGUUUUUGCUUAGUGAAGGGAGCGUUUUAUCAUUGCGGUGCAGGCGGACAGGACGAUAACUCUUGCUAUGAAGAUCCCUGUGCUUGCUGCUCGGGAUCACACUGUAUUCAAAGGUGGACCUGCAUCACGAUGAUGUCCGUUUGUUUCCCGUGUCUUUGCUGUUACUGGCCGGUACGGGAAUGCAUGAAAGCUUUCACCACAUGCUAUAACAAGUGUCGCAAAAAAGGGUGCCAAUGUGGUGGCUCUACGAAAAAGGGCAAAUGCUCAUCCAAACACUCUCAGACUCGCAGACUGCUUAUAGAGUCGGACAGUUCGAGUGCAUGAAAAAAAAAUGGCCAAAUUAACGGCAUUUACAGUCCACGUAAAGUGGAGUGAUCUUAAAGCGGGUGUAUACAUGUAUGUACAGUAAAAGAUUGUUGUGAAUAGGAUGAAAUUCUGACAGGUCUAUCAGUAUAUAUAUAUACAAAUGUCAGACAGUUAUUAUCUAUAUUUUGGAUUUGGAGCAACUAUGAUUUAGAUGUUUUAUUCAUGUGCUCUAUGUGCCAAUGGAAUUGUUAAGUUGCACGUUCUGGGCAUUAUUAAAUAACAAAUGAACUAAAUUGGAAAGGAGACCAGAUAUAUAUGUUAAAUUAUUUCUCAGUAUUCGUUUCAAAAUUUAUGAAAUUUAUUUCUUUUCUUUUUUUGUAUUUUGGAAUCCACCCCAUUCAACAGUUUUAUUUUGUAAACUAAAAAAAAUGGACCCAGUGGCUUUAAAGCACCGUGCAUAUGUACUUAACCAGUGAAAUAUAUAGAUGCUUGUAAAAAAAUUUUGUGUAAAAAUCAGGAAUCUUUCUACGAUGGAGUUUAUUCAAGGAAAAGUGUUUUCAAAACCAAGAUAACAGGAUUACUGAUAAAACAAAAUGAUGGUGUUGGUUUAUCUCCCCAAUAACCAAAAUUAUUGAAUGGAAUAUAUUAUUAUUAUGAUUACAGUAUAUCUUUUAUAGUGUCUGUUGUGUCCGUUUCCCUAGGAUUUAAAUGUAAAUGUUAAAAGAUUGGAGAUAUUUAAAUCUUUGUUAUUCUUAAAUUAUCAUCAUGGAGGAGGUAGGAUUCUUGUUACGAAAUUUUUAUCAUGUGUUCAGACAAUUUUGGAUGUGACAUAUAUAGGCCUGAUCUUGCGGGUAAGGUGUCUUCAGUUUUGUUGGGAGCUGAUGUUCAUUAAUGUCAGUAUAUUUAAUGUAAGUACAGUACUGUUCUCAUUGUCAAAUUAUUAUAAUGUAUUCCCCCCCCCCCCUUUCUUUUUUUUUAUCUAUAAAUCAUUUCUUAUUUGUGACUGUUUCUAAUCUAAUGAACCAAUCCCCCUCAUUUUGAACCUUGUCCAUACACCUUGCCAUCAAUGAAUAACAGUCACGAAUUUCAUCAUAAAAAGUUAAGUUUUUAGAAAUGUAUUUGUUGACAUCAUCAAAUUAUUUCAUUAUUAUUAUGGAUUUCUUACAGGAUAAUCCUAAUGGAAAAAUAAUAGACAAAGUUCUCUAGGUCUGAAUUUUCGAUAUAAAUUUUACACUUUAAUUUUAUACAUUUACUUUUGAUUGCCUGGAGCAAAAAUAGGGCCUACAUGUACAAACAUUUUGGAUAUUUUUUGUAAACAAAAAUUACAUAGAAUAUCCAGAAACAAGAUUUUUAAUUUUGAGAAAAAAAAAAUGGGAAUUGAUUUUUCCUUCAUACUUGUUCAUGUGAUUUAAAGUCUGUUUCAGAUAUCUGUACAUGUACAUUUUUGGAUUUAGUACAGUGCUUUGUCAUCAUUUUUCUUGUUUGCUUGAGAAAAAACAUAUAUUUAUUGUGCUAUAUUCUAUGUAAAGAUUUUAGGACUACUUUAUAUAAAAUAGGCUAUAUUUAUUGUGAAUUUUAACACUGCUGUUGAGACAGUAGACAGUUGUUAUGGUGACUGAUAUAGUUCACAAGGAGAAUGGGGGAGGAGGGGGGAGGGUAAUUUCAUUAUGAACAAUUUUCCCCACUCCCUGAUAAAUCUCCCCCUCAUCUGUGAAAAGGACAGUCAUUUAAAACCGUGGUGAUGUGAAAUGUACACGGUUUGGUGAGUGUAUCAGUACGAAGAAUAAUGUGUAUAUAUAUAUAGAAACAAUAGAUGCUGCACAGUCUAUGAAAGCAGUUGUAUAAAGUAUUGUUGCUGUUAUGAAA